CAUGCUGAAGGAGGGAGAGCUGCGACUGGACUCAAGUCCUAACAGCCGGGAGAGGCAGAACAACACUAUAACAAAGAGUGAGAAAGAUUAUUGAUCAUUUUAGUUGGAUCUAUGAGAAAUAAGGCGGGAAAUAUCACUAAAGGGUCUAUUUUUGCGUGCGUAUUCAUGUCUAGACAUGAUUGACCGAGAAAACGCGCGUUUUUGAUGGACUCCUCCGUCUCCAAAGGGCUGAAGGUGAGCUCAUGCCAAGACCCAAGCACUCCUGGAUAUCUAUAACGCGCACACUGCCAGGAUGGAUCUGUUUAACGCCACCGGAGUGGACGCGUUCACGGUGAUCCACCUGAACGCCUCCUGGAGCGCAGACAGUGGAUAUUCUUUAGCAGCGAUCGCCAGCAUCGCCGCGCUCGUAAGUUUCCUUAUCCUCUUCACGGUGGUUGGAAAUAUCUUAGUGGUGAUAGCAGUGCUGACGAGCAGGGCGCUGAAAGCGCCACAGAACCUCUUUCUGGUGUCUUUAGCCACCGCAGACAUCCUAGUAGCCACUUUGGUGAUGCCGUUUUCCCUCGCCAAUGAGCUCAUGGGCUACUGGUAUUUUGGGAAAGUUUGGUGCGGUAUUUAUCUUGCUUUGGAUGUUUUAUUCUGCACCUCUUCUAUUGUUCAUCUGUGCGCAAUAAGCCUGGACCGGUACUGGUCCGUUACGCAGGCUGUAGAGUACAACCUGAAGCGGACUCCAAAGCGCGUCAAGUGCAUCAUCGUUAUUGUGUGGCUCAUAUCUGCCUUCAUCUCAUCCCCACCUCUCUUAUCCAUAGACAGCAACAACCCCGUCAGCCCCCUGCCUCAGUGCGAGCUCAAUGAUGAAACCUGGUACAUCCUCUCCUCCAGCAUCGCCUCCUUCUUCGCCCCCUGUGUAAUCAUGAUCCUAGUGUACAUCAGGAUCUACCAAGUGGCAAAAACAAGAACCAGGAGCAUGUCAGGGAAAGAGCCCAGACCAGAUGGUGUCACACAAACUGAGAACGGAGUGAGCAAAGCCAACUCCCCUUACCAUGGAGAUAAAGAGAAUGGCCACUGCCAGUGCCCGCCUACGCCCAGCCAUCGCACGGUCACCAUGGGACAGCAGAACGAGGACCCAGACCUGGACGAGAGCUCCUCCUCAGAGGGCAAAGGUCACAAAACUCAAAGACAGGACUCUCAAGGAGCCAAGAGACCCAGCCUGAAGAAAAGCUCCAUCUCUAAGCAGCCUGCUCGCAUCUCCAGAGUCAGCAACAAAUCCAUAGACCUCUUCACUUCCAGGAGGAGACGUCGGCGGAGCUCCAUCGCCCAGAAGAAGGUCUCACAAGCCAGGGAAAAGAGGUUUACAUUCGUCCUGGCUGUGGUCAUGGGUGUGUUUGUUGUGUGCUGGUUCCCCUUUUUCUUCAGCUACAGCCUGUACGGUGUAUGCAGGGAAUCCUGUAAGAUCCCUGACCCGCUCUUUAAAUUCUUCUUCUGGAUUGGCUACUGUAACAGCUCCCUCAACCCCGCCAUCUACACCAUCUUCAACCGGGACUUCAGGCGCGCCUUCCAGAAAAUUCUCUGUAAGUCGUGGAAAAAGUCCUUCUAGGUCUGAAACAGAACUGCUGAACCACGGUGACAAUCUUAAAGGGAAAUAUCAAAGUGAUUUCUUUUUUUAAAAAAGGAGCCUGUGUUGUCUAAUUGCUGUUACAUCUCAUUGUCUUGUUGUAAUUUAUGGCAGCCCACCAUCAAACCCCUAACCAAGUGUCUCUCAAGAGUCAGCCUACUGUUAUGUUUCCAUUUCAGGCAUUUUGAGUCUGAUAAGAGAGUGCAACUGUCCUUUUCUUCUCACUGAAGUGUGAUGUAAAGCUCUAUAAUGUCUUUAAACAUGUAUAAAUGAUUGCACAAGGCCAGACCUAUCUGCUGAGGGGGCCAAGGGCACAAGCUAGCCCCUGGGCCCCCCCAAACCCACCUUGGUUCCUCCAACUCUCCUCAAUGUGCACUUUUUCCCCCUUUUUUCCCCCUAGAAAAUACCACAGGUUUGCUUUGUGAUACUUUCAUUUAUUGUAGUAAUUCAGGAAGUUAAACAUGCGGGUGCAAAAUGGACAGUUGAGGACACAAACUUGUUUUCAAAACAGGGAACCUUUCAAAACGGUACAAACUGAUUAGCUGGCAUUAAGAGACACAUUUUCAUGAUCAUUUUUCAUUUUCUAAAGAUUAAUACAACAGCCAUACUUGCACAGCAAAUGUCCUGCUGGAUCAAGCAGCUAGUUAGCUUAGCAUAAAGAGGGAAAAAGCUCUUAACUCUGUAUAGAUCCAACACAAUCUGCCUUAUAACAAAAUCCUGUCUGUUUAACAAAUCAGAAACAAUUCACUCUUCUAAAGAGGGAUAUAUGCUAGGCUUGAUGAUCAACAGCCGCCAGGAAACAAGUGGAGACUCCACAAUGUUACUCAUUUUUUGAAUUGUUGGUUUUUAACCUUACACAGUAAGAUUUUGUAUGGCUAAAAGCAGUGGAUCCCAAGUUUUUUCAACUAAAUGUAUCUAAGAAAAGCUGAGCCCUCUCUUACACCUUCAGGGGGUCCUAGACCCCAGGUUGGGAACCCGUGGGCAAAACAGUGGUUCUCAACUGGUGGGCAGGGACCAAAAAGUAGGUCAGGGUUAGGGGUUCAGAGGGUUCUGAAUUUUUGCCUAGAAAAAAGUAGCAAUAAAGCUGCAUUCAUACAUUUUAUUUUACUGAAUAUUUUCUAAUGAUAACAAUGUUUACUCAAGAUUUCAACUUAGUUGUCUCCUUUUUUAGUCAAAAUGACAAAGUUAUUCCGUUAGUAGAUGUAAUGCAUUAAACACAAAUAUUUGGGUUCCAGAAAUGGCGCAUUAAUUUGAUUAACCUCAGUAAAUUGCUUUGCUGUCCCUUUCAGCACACUUUCAUGCAGUGUCUUACUCCAGCCACAGUGAGGUGAAAUAAAUAAAAAAAAAAAACCUCUGAGAUAGCUCAGUGGACAAGUCAGAAGUCAUCUGCCGCACAAUGACUUUUUUUGUUCCCAUUUUUCCUUUUUAAUCCAUAACAAGCUCCUUUUUCCAAGACAGUCUGGCUGCAGACCGUUUAAUACUCUCACAGACUGUUCAUCUUAGAUGCCGUAUAUCUCAAAAAAAGGAAGUGUUGUAAUUUUGCUGGUACAACAUAUUUUUUAAUUCAACUUUAUUCAUAAAUAAGGUCUGGUGGUUACGUGCAUAAAAUAACCACACUGCAAACAUUACAGACUAAGCAACAUUUCAUAAAGACCAUAGAGAAAAGAUCAGGUGUCUCACCCAGGACUAAAUUAUGGAUAAACGUGUUUUAGAAGUAGUUACACGAAUGAUGGAUCGCUUUGCUUUCCUAACUUUAGUUAAAACCAACGUAGCUAAACUACAUUAUUAACCUUACUCUAUAAGCCAAUGUAGCUAAGAUAACUUUAGCAAAUUUAGCUAAAGCCAACUUAGCUAUGUAAGUAAGUAGUUUACAUCUAAAGUAUACAUACCUUAGCUUUAGCUACAUUAGCUACAUAGCUAUGGUAGCUAAGUAGCUCUGUUAUCUAUGUAGCUUAUGCAGGUAACGGAGCUAGGGUAUACUUAAGCUAAACUUGCUGCAUUAAAAUGUUUUAAUGGAGGACAAGCUUUUGUUUCUUGUAAGCAGUCUUUUUACUUUUAGUAUCCCAACCGUUACCCUAAGCAUGGGGCAGGGCACACCUGGAGGGGCGUCACCAACACCAAAGAUCUCAAGGGGGUCGCAGGUCUCUGUCUGCGUUGACGUCAAAAUUAGAUUUGCAGAUAUUUUCUUAGAAUCAUGAGCAACAACAUAAUGUACGAUGGUAGAUUAGGGCCUUAAUAAAGGAUUAAGGAAGUUUUACAUUUACAGGAAUCCAAACUCUGAAUUUCUGAGAUUAAAACUCAUACAUUUACUAGAAAAAAUUGAAAUAUUUUUACUUAAAAGGUUAUAAAUUGCUACAUUAUAAACUCAAAAAAUUCAAGUAAAGGUAUUAUUUUUUGAUCUUUCUCAAAAAAUGAAUAGAUUGUCUUUAUUGUCUUUAUUUUUAGGAGGCCAUCAUACGCUGUCAUGAUAAUAGAUAGCCCUAACCCUAAACAGAGGUUUAAUCCAGUUUUAUUUUGAAAGUUUUAGUGUGUGUUUCCAUCCCAAGAUAUAGAAUGCUUCCUAGAUGAACGGUCUGCAGCCAGACCCCUCUCCCUUUUUCCGAGGUUCAGGUCAUGUCAUCACCUUCAAUCCAACCAAAAUUCCCUAUUGUAUUUAAAAAUAAAAGCAGGUCUGUAUCCAAACAGGAAGUCGAUGACCCUUAGUUUAAGAAAGCACAAACCUUUUUUAAUGAAAGAUGAACACAUUUAGAUGCAAAAUGUAGGAAUUUUAAAAUGCAACAAAAAAGGUGAAAUUAAAAGUGAUUAACUACAGAAAUCCAAUUUUAAUCAACAUUAAAAAAUGUAAAUUCUUUGAAAGCCCUGAAAAUAAAAUGUAUGAAUGCAUGCUCUUCUGUAAAGAUGAGCUUUUCAGAUCUUUUUGUUGUACCCUGUCUGUCUUAAACCUUUUUUUAGUUCUGUCCAAACUGCAACAUUAAAUACAUUUAAGCGGGUGCCCAGCACUUAGCCUGCAAUUUCUUUUUAAAUGGCUGGUGGAUCCUGAUGCCUGACCAGUUCAGAACCACUUGUUUAAAGAUUAUGUAAUGUGUUAAUUUGUGAGCUUGGUAUGUUUGAAAGGGUGGUUUUGUUUCCAAUAAAUGCUAAGAUAAGCUAAGAUAAGCUAACUUACUGCUGACUCAAGCUUCACAGUUAUUAACAAACAGGAAGUUUGUACAUUUAUGAUCGUUCCCCAAUAGGGCAAAAUGUUGAAUUAUUCCUUUAAGACAUGUAUGUCAGUGAUACAUAUAAACACCUUUGAAAGCUGACAUUAUGUCAGCAUAAAUGUUUUAGUUCUGCAUUUAUGAAAAGUUUCAAAGCGGCUUAAAAGCAGUAUGCCUCAUGCUCUUGGGGGUCACCAAGUUCUGCAGACAACAGACCAAUCAGCAGCGAUUUAUAAUCCUGCCAACACAUUUAUGGUUUUGAACAUUUUCUACUUGUUUCCUCUGUUUACAUGUGACCUCUCUACACAUGUUUGAAAUGUCUUUGAGUCCUCAGCUGUUAAUCCACAUGGAUGUUCCCCUCUUAGUCUACUAAGAAGCCUAAAAGGUUGAAACUGUACAGUGAUUUAUAAUUAAAGGGUGAUUAUUGAAGGUCUGAAAGCAUGAAUAAACCACUUGUGCUGCUUGUUCAGAAGUGCGACCAAAGUGUCACCAUGGUUUCUCAUAACACAGAUAAGAAAUGGCACAGCAGAUUAAUCUCUGCAGUCUCUGUUCUAAAUCUCUGAAUGCACCUUAAAGAUGUGAGACAGCAGUGAGAAGGGCGGGCACUUAUGAGUUUAUGCUCCAUUAUUUUUACAACGUGAGAAACAGGUCAUUAAUCUCACAUAAACUACUGAAGGAACAAAAGGAUUUUAUGUGCUGUGAUUUUUAAAGGAACUACCUCUCCUUUUGUUUUGUUACAUUGCUGUUUUUGGUUUUAUACUUUGCAAAGUGCAUUUCCUCUGCUCCUUAAACUGUCUGUCAUGGAAAAUAAUAAAGUAUG
Molecule: messenger RNA, 5629 nt
Organism: Cheilinus undulatus (humphead wrasse)
Lineage: Eukaryota; Metazoa; Chordata; Actinopteri; Labriformes; Labridae
Gene: adra2c
Product: adrenoceptor alpha 2C
Exons: 1
Coding region: 293-1594 (433 amino acids)
Biological process (GO): adenylate cyclase-activating adrenergic receptor signaling pathway; platelet activation; regulation of smooth muscle contraction
Cellular component (GO): membrane
Molecular function (GO): alpha2-adrenergic receptor activity
Source: RefSeq, a predicted model, not a curated record